Lodderomyces oxycetoniae is the source of this 1665-nucleotide messenger RNA. It is a transcript of the gene TCP1, whose product is annotated as chaperonin-containing T-complex alpha subunit. The transcript has a single exon. Gene Ontology annotation, molecular function: ATP hydrolysis activity; ATP-dependent protein folding chaperone; ATP binding. Bases 1 to 1665 code for a protein of 554 amino acids. Lineage: Eukaryota; Fungi; Ascomycota; Pichiomycetes; Serinales; Debaryomycetaceae. Gene Ontology annotation, biological process: protein folding. The record is from RefSeq and is a predicted model, not a curated record. Gene Ontology annotation, cellular component: chaperonin-containing T-complex.
AUGUUAACAGCAGCACGUCUGGAUACCUUAUUUUUAGGAGCACAAAAGAUCAGCGGCGACGAUGUGCGCCAGCAAACAAUGUUGGCUGCUCAAACAGUUGCUAAUGUAGUCAAAUCAUCACUUGGACCUGUCGGGUUAGAUAAAAUGCUAGUUGACGAUAUUGGGGACGUUACAGUGACCAAUGAUGGUGCAACUAUAUUGUCGCUAUUGGAAGUGCAGCACCCAGCUGCCCAGAUUUUGGUGGAAUUGGCGCAACAACAAGAUCGUGAAGUUGGCGAUGGAACUACUAGUGUUGUUAUAAUUGCCGCUGAACUAUUGAAAAGAGCCCAUGAAUUGGUGAAAAGUAAGAUCCACCCUACUACCAUCAUAAGCGGCUACAGAUUGGCUUUGAAAGAAGCUAUAAGAUACAUGAAUCAGUCUUUAUCACAAAAUGUAGAAUCCUUGGGUAAGGAAACAUUGGUCAACAUUGCAAGAACAUCAAUGUCCUCAAAGAUUAUUGGUGCAGAUUCCGAUUUCUUCAGCAAGAUGGUUGUGGAUGCAAUGUUGGCUGUAAAGACAACUAAUGGAAAGGGGGAAGUGAAAUACCCCGUUAAAGCUGUUAACAUUUUAAAAGCUCAUGGUAAAUCAUCCUUGGAAUCGGUAUUGGUCGAUGGCUAUGCCUUGAACUGUACUGUAGCAUCACAAGCUAUGGUCAAGCUGAUAAAAAAUGCCAAGAUUGCUUGUUUGGAUAUCAAUUUACAAAAAGCAAAAAUGGCUAUGGGUGUUCAUAUCAACAUUGAGGACCCCGAUCAAUUGGAAGAAAUUAGAAAAAGAGAAUAUGGAAUAAUAAUUGAAAGAAUACAAAAAAUUUUGAGUUCUGGUGCUAAUGUGAUUUUCACAACCAAAGGUAUCGAUGAUUUGUGUUUAAAAGAAUUUGUUGAAAAUGGAUGCAUGGCAGUUAGACGUUGUAAGAAGGAGGAUUUGAGAAGAAUAGCUAGAGCCACGGGAGGUACAUUGGUGUCAUCCUUGAGUAAUUUGGAAGGUGAAGAAACUUUUGACGCAAGCAAUCUAGGUCACGCAGAAGAAGUCCAGCAAAUCAGAAUCAGUGAUGAUGAAUGCAUUUUGAUAAAAGGUACGAAGCAACAUACAUCAAGCUCAAUCAUUUUGCGUGGUGCCAAUGAUUAUUCAUUGGACGAGAUGCAAAGAUCCAUACACGAUGCAUUAUCAGUUGUUAAGAGGACAUUAGAAAGUGGAAAUGUUGUACCAGGUGGAGGAGCAGUUGAAACAGCAUUGAAUAUAUACUUGGAAAACUUUGCUUCAACUGUUGGGUCAAGAGAACAAUUGGCUAUAUGGGAAUUUGGUGCUGCAUUAUUAGUCAUUCCUAAAACAUUAGCAAUAAAUGCUGCCAAAGAUGCUUCAGAAUUGGUGUCUAAAUUAAGAACAUAUCAUGCAAUGGCUCAGAUGGCAAAGACGAGUGACGAAAAGAGGCAAAAGUAUAAGAAUUACGGAUUAGACUUGAUCAAUGGGAAAGUUGUAAAUGAGGCCACUCACGGUGUCUUGGAACCAACAGUGUCCAAGAUCAAAUCUUUAAAGUCAGCAUUGGAAGCAUGCGUAUCGAUUUUAAGAAUUGAUACAAUAAUUGAAGUUUAUCCCGAGCCGCCAAAAGAGGAUCCACAUGAUCAUUGA